CCAACAUUAAAUUCACACAAUCCCCACUAUGUACCGGCCGCUGUGACAAUUACAGCACAGCUGACUGUACAAAUGGGCCGCCGAUUGACGCAUCUUCUGACUCACGGUAACACGUUUUGCCGUCGUUGCCCAACUGCCAGCCGGGAUUGCAUUCGCAGCUGUACGAGCCGUCCACAUUCACGCAGUGGUGCAGACAGCCGCCGUUGUUCCGCAGGCACUCGUCAAUGUCUGUGUUUGCAGAUAAGAAAGAAUAAUGAGGAUAUGGGAAAAGUCGGUGAAAACCCCUCCGGCCAGCCGUUACCCCAUUUUCCGCUCUAA
Molecule: messenger RNA, 318 nt
Organism: Protopolystoma xenopodis
Lineage: Eukaryota; Metazoa; Platyhelminthes; Monogenea; Polystomatidea; Polystomatidae
Source: the annotation of a GenBank genome assembly